AUGACUGAGUUUAGUUCGGCUAAAUUUAGUAACGUGACAAUUUAUAGAAAAGAUUACACUAAUAAAAACGUCUCAAGACCCGAACGAGUUAAACCGAGUCAAGAAUAUAAAGAUCCGAUAGCGGGACCGUACGAGGAACACGUUUUACCAUAUUGCAAAUAUAAUCGAUUACCGGAAACGAAAAUACUAGAAACCGGAUAUCCGGAACCUAAGGAAUAUUCAAAAAAAGUAUUAGAAUUAUGUCCGUCGUUGGAAAUAUAUUUGAAAAAAGAAUGCGGUGGAAAUCCGGUGGAUUUCGAUAUGAUCGAUAAAAUUUACGACGAUGAAAAUCGAACCGUUUACAUGAUUUCAUAUUGCAAAUUGAAGGAUUUCGAUUCGCACGUGAAAAGGGAAAGAACCAAAGGUACACUACCGGAAAAUUGGGUCAUACCUUUAACGACGCAUAAAUGCAGUUAUAGAGAUCCACUCGUUUUUGCAACGGAUAAUAUUUAUAAAAUGAAAAUAUCACAUCCGAAAGAUAAUUUAUCACCCAAUUGUAAGUUUCACAUCAUCAAAAUAAUCAAACCCAUCGCCAUUAUUAACCGCCAUCUUUUUUUCUUAUUCUCAUUUUCUAAAGUCAAAGAACGUGAAAUAUUAGAAACGAAAACUGGAGAAACGAUUUACAUGUCUGAUAUUGGUAAUACUGGACAAGAAAUUAUCGAUGGUAAACUUCAUGGAGAUAUUAAAAUGAAAACGAGAAAAUACGAUCAAGAUGAUUUAUUAAAAUCAAAAUUAAUAAGAAUCCAAUAA
Messenger RNA from Pediculus humanus corporis (human body louse), 789 nucleotides. RefSeq lists its product as uncharacterized. The transcript has 4 exons. Lineage: Eukaryota; Metazoa; Arthropoda; Insecta; Psocodea; Pediculidae. The record is from RefSeq and is a predicted model, not a curated record. The coding region runs from base 1 to 789 and encodes 262 amino acids.